Trichechus manatus latirostris (Florida manatee) is the source of this 6855-nucleotide messenger RNA. RefSeq names its product KIAA0513 ortholog. The coding region runs from base 2554 to 3759 and encodes 401 amino acids. The transcript has 12 exons. The record is from RefSeq and is a predicted model, not a curated record. Lineage: Eukaryota; Metazoa; Chordata; Mammalia; Sirenia; Trichechidae.
ACAGAGAGAAAGCCUUCCCCUAGAAUUGGUGCCCUGAAUUCGGACUUCUAGCCUCCUUAGCUGUGAGAAGAUAAAUUUCCGUUCGUUAAAGCCACCCAUGUAUGGUAUUUCUAUUACAGCCACGCUGGAUAACUAAAACAGUACUUUACCCGUUUACCAAUUUUUUUUCAUUAGCUUGUUUAAUCCCUAUAGCAAUAGUGUAAGGCAGAUAGGAUAGGUACGUCAUUUUCCUAUAUUAUUUUUAUACAGUUGUGAUUACAGUGAAUGUAUAAUUUUAUAUCUUGAUUUUUGAUUUAACAAAGCAUUUUUUCAUGAUGCAAUAUUGUCAUUAUUAUUCUACAUGAUAUUUCAGUGACAUACCAGAACUUAAGUAACUACUCUCUUAUUAAGCAUUUAAGUAUCGAAUAUGUUUUGCUGUUAUAAAUAAUGCUAUAUAUAUUUUAACCAUGUUUUGCGUUAUUUUCCUAGGAUAGAUUAAAUAAAUAGACUUCAAAUAUGUUGUUAAACAUGUUUCAACAACAUUAGGGAGGAUUUCAAAAGACCACAAAUUGCUCAUAGAAAACACCACCAUAGCACAAUAACUAUUUUCACAUUUCUCCAUGUUGAGGAGAGUUUGGAUUGGCCAAGGGAUUUAGGAGGAGGGAGGUGUGUAGUGUGUGUGUAUGUGUGUGUGGUGGUGGGGUAGUUGAAGAAAGCAUUAGCAAAGGGACAGAAGAGAGAGUGUGUGUAUAUGUGUGAAUAUGAGGAAGCCCAUCUUAUUAAACCAGAAGUUCUGUCUUGAAGAGACCAACAACCAGAUGCUUCAGUGAGGUGGCUUUUGCACUGUGGCAGCAUCUGUGCCGCACUAGGUUGUUGGAGAGCUUUGGGGGCAUCCAAUUGUGGGGUGCCCUGACAGCCAACCAGAGAUGAUAGAUUUCCUGGCUCAGCAGCAACGGACACAGAGAUUUUUAAGCAGAGGACUGCAUGCAGCGUGUCAGGUGGUCCCUGUGUCCAGGAGGAUUUGUCCAGUCUUUUCUCCCGCACAGAUGCAGAUGUCCUCUGCUCACGGCUCUUUCCUUUGGCCCAUCGUUGGGCCAGUGGGAGCAGAGCACCACACCCGAGGAAAGGGGACAUUUGUUCAGUUCCAUCCUAAGCUCUCUUGGGUUCUUUGGAAAAGGACCAAGUCCCAAGUCUUUGAGGGAGCCUAUCCCUCAUCCAGUAAUUACUAAGUGCUGCUCCAUCCCCAGGGUUGGGAUAAUAUCCAUUCAUUUCACCACAUCAUCCAAAAGUAUAAUAGAAGGCCUAGCCAGUCUAUAUCCAAAUUGGAUCCAGCUGUCCCUAAAUUAUUAGCUGUGCCAAUAGUUUAUUGAAGAAGUACAGCUGCUCACCCUUAGAAGAAGAUGUUUUGUGGUAAAUUUUAACAUUUGGUUAUAGUGGAACCAAGUCAGUAGGUUAAUGGUAAAAAUUAAUGGAAAAUAGCUGUCACCAAAUUCCACCUCACUGCCUUAAACUAGAGGGCUCGACAACUCACUCAGGAAUUUCCUGCAAUACAUUGAGCAUUAGUAAAGUACAAAAUGUACAUCUAGGUCCCUGUAUGAGGUGACUUUCGAGUUCAGACAUAGGGUAACUUUUGAAAAACUAAGACAUUUCAAAGACUUAGACUGUGGAAGAGCUGUAGUUUUAUAAAUCAUGGUAUUUCUUUUCCUUCCUCCCUGACCCAUUUGAGCUUAUUGAACCCCUGGAUCCUUCUGUUUUGGGUAACAUAGUGAAAUCAGAUUUGCUCUGGAGCCUGCUGGUGCUGCUGCUGUACCCAGGGAGGUGGAAUCACUAGGCAGUACACUCUGGGAGCCAGUGAAUUUACCUCUUCCUCUGCAGUGUUCUGGUACUUAGCACAGUACCUGGCCCAGCACAGUGGGUUAAAACUGACCCAGUGAAGUCACAGUUUUGUGAGGUGGUCUCUGUGCAGUACUUAACUCAUCUUAUUCUCUUUCUGUGUGUCAAGACCAGCAGAUGGUCCCUUAUCUCUUUUUUCCUGUGAACUAGACUGUUUUAGAUAUUUUCUUCUUCCUGGAGGUCAUAAAAUAGGAGUUAUCUUUGGAUAUAACCAUAAUAAUAGUUGCAGUGGAGGAAACCUGCAUUAAGCUUCAUAAAUGUUAUCUCAGAAUGGAAAGAAGCCAACCCGAGAGGUCACGUAGUCUGAUGCCCUCUGUUUAUUAACAACCUGUUAACAAGCAGAUACUUUCUUUUUCCGGCUUUGCUAAAAAGGAGACUCACACAGGACCCUCGUGGUUGGUGGGACCACCUUGCUGCGGCUUCACUGCGAACAUAAAACCAUCUAGUCCUUCUUUCACACAACUCCUCACACACUUGAAGAUUGUUGUCGUGUCUCCCCAGAUGCGUUAGAGCCAUGUGACGCUGCUGUAGAGGGCUCAUCCUUGGAGGCCAGCAGCUCCUGGAAGAAGCCUGUGUCCUUAGCAGGGUCCCAGCUGGUCUUCAGCUUCCACUGACACACCUGGGAAGCAAGUUGGUAGCCUCCCCACCUCGUACCCCCUACGCCAGCAGCCCACCUGUACCAUGGAGGCCCCAGAAGUCCCUGUGGGGUCACUGAUCGAUUUUGGGACCGAACCACCAGCCUCUCCUCCCCUGGAGGCCCUGCCUCCACAGCUGCAGGAUGGGGACAGCUCACUGGGCGAUGGCGGGUCAGAGAGUGAGACCACCGAGUCUGCAGACAGCGAGAAUGACAUGGGCGAGUCACCCUCCCACCCGUCCUGGGACCAGUACCACCGCUCCUCCUCCAACGACUCCUUCUCCUCCAGUCAGAGUGCUGCAUCAGCCAGGGAUGAGGAGGGCCUGGAGCUCAGAGAGUUCAUGUGCAGCUAUGUGGAGAAGGUCUUCUCUGGAGGGGAGGAUUUGGACCAGGAGGAGAAAGCCAAGUUUGGGGAGUACUGCAGCAGCGAGAAUGCAAAAGGCCGGGAGUGGUUUGCCCGAUAUGUGAGCGCCCAGCGCUGCAACUCCAAGUGUGUCUCAGAGCCAACCUUCUACCGCCUGGUGCAGUCGUUUGCGGUGGUGCUGUUUGAGUGUUACCAGAUGGAUGACUUUGGGCCUGCCAAGAACCUCAUGACCAUGUGCUUCACCUACUAUCACAUCGGUAAGCCACACCUACUCCCUUCAGAAUCCAAGGAGAAGCCUGUGGGGAGCAUUGACUCCUACCUGAAAUCUGCCAACAGCUGGCUAGCAGAGAAGAAGGACAUUGCUGAGCGGCUCCUGAAGAAUACCUCAGUGAAGACCGAGAACAUGAAGGGCUUCUUUGGGGGGCUAGAAACCAAGCUGAAGGGGCCCCUAGUGAAGAGAAAUGAGGAAGAUGACAACAAACCCAAGGAGAAGCAGCAGAAGACAGUGACUGUGUAUAGCCCAGAGGAGGAAAAGAAGGGGGAGAAGAUCUACCUAUACACGCACCUGAAGCAGCAGCCCAUCUGGCAUACCCUGAGGUUCUGGAAUGCCGCCUUUUUCGAUGCUGUCCACUGUGAGAGGAGAAAGCGGUCUCCCACCACCAGGGAGAAGUGGUGCCACAUGACCCAGGAGGAGCGUGAUGACAGCCUGCGGUUCAAUGAGAAUAUCGCCUUUGGACAGCUGGGCACAUUCAUACACAACAUGCUGGCUUUCGGACUGAACAAGAAGCUGUGCAAUGACUUUCUGAAGAAGCAGGCCGUGAUCGGGAACCUGGACGAAGAGCAGUACAAGCUGCUCAGUGACCACAUUGAGCAGAUGGCCAUUGAGUAGCCCACAGGAGGCUGCCCCACGGCACCCGCCACGGAGGACUGAGGGUGCACACCACUCUUCUAGGCCCAGUGACUGGCUGUCACCCUCGAUAACCCUGCAUGACAUCAGCAGUGCCCAGAGCCGCCCUGCUGCCCUAGAACUAACCGUUAGAAGAACCUGGUGACCGUCCUCACCUCUCUGCCUGUAUCUGCUCCCCAUCCACUUGCCAAAGUGCCCCUUGGACUGUAUGGCUAAAGCUGAGGUGACUUGUGAGAUGAGGGGAAGGAGGGGGAAGGCAUGCUACCCCACCCCGCCACUGACCCCGCUGGAGAGACUGUGCGGAAGAGAGGCUGGUGGGCUCAGGAUGUAGGUGAGGGCGGAUGCCAGAGGAGGGCAAGAGCUGCCCAGCAUGCAGCAGUCACACAGAGGCAGGCGCUGUCAGUAUGGCUGAAGACCUAGGACCUAACCUUGGGGUGUAGGCCACCUAAUCCACACAGACCCCUGGGGGAGCUGGGGAGAGGAUAUUGACCCUUUCAGUGUUGCUCCGUGGCAGGUACUUGCUUUCUCCUCAUAGGACAGGAACUGGAGUCACAGGAAGCUCAAGGAGAGAAAAUCCUUCUAUUUUAGAGAGAGACCGUGAAAGGAUGCAGCAGCAGGACCCGGCCCCAACUAAAGGACCGUUUGAGCGAGAGCCCGGCUGGGGACAUCACAGGAUUCAUGCGGCGUCAGCCAUGUGAGAAGUGCUUCGUCAGCCGGCGGCUUCUUUUUGAAGCCAAGAAAGUUCCGCAGCUCCCCAGGAGAAGCAGGGUUUUUUGUCCUGUGCAAGAGACACAGGAAAGAGAAGUUCCUUUAGAAGCUGCAAGACAGUGCCCUUUCUAAAUCCAGACAGAGCUGCUUUUUAUUUCAAAAGGGACAGAGAAGUCCACGCUCAGGGUCCCUCUGACAGAGGCAGGGCAGCAGGGAGAGGCACUGUGGGGAGCGAUUGCCCACGGCUCGUCAUCGAGUACGUCCUUCAUCUGAAGCCUGAGCACUGGACACCUCCACCCGCAGCCCCUGGAAGGCACAGCCGCACGGUGACCGCUCUCCUUCGCACUCUGCUGAUAGUCCCUUCACCUAUCUCAGUGUCUGGGGCUUGUCCCAGCCACACCAGUCAGAGGGGCUGGCAUCCAGGCCGCCAGCACCAGGCCCACCGGCUCCCGAGCCUGCCCCUGCCCCGUGUAAAUACUCCCUCUGCCUGCUGCCCUGCACAAUUCUGACCUUGGAUAGGCCGUGAGGCGCUCUCCUCCCCUACCUCCCCCUUCCUCCCUCCCACCUCCUCUAAUCUCAAUCAAAUUAAAUCAAUGUUUCAUCUGUGAGCAGGACAAAUGGAUGCUGACAUUCCCUUACCCAGCUGGUGCUCAGCAGGGAGGAACAGGAAGUGGUAGCCCUCUGGAGCGCAUGUUUUGGGUGUUGGGUGACAUGAAGUAUGGCUGAUCUGAGCACACACAUGUAGAGGGCUGCCCGCCCAGAGAACAGGGUUGGAGCUUUGAGGGGGGCUCAUUUUUACUGAUGGUGCCACAUGUGUGCGUGUAUAUAUUUCAGCCUACGUACAAUGCCACUAAGCAGUGGUGGCGGUGUGCUUCUUGUAGGUGAGGCAGAUCUUAGAGGAUGGAGCUCCCAUUAUUAGGUCCCCCAAAUCGUGAUGUCUCCACUAAAAAGGUUUUAGAGAAACAAUAGUGAAUUAAGGGUGUGCAGGCCCCUCCUCUCUGAUGCCUCCUUGGGGAUAACGCAUAUAACCAUCCCCAGAUGCCCCAUGCUAACUUCCCUCCUCUCUAAACUUAAGGGCUGGCCGAGUGCUCUGUCACAGCCUGCAGAGCUGAUGAUAGGCCCUCCACUUUGCUGUCCUGUGGUCAGACUAGUUAGGUAUAGUAGUUACUAAAAUGCAUUAAGACUUUAAGGUGCCCAAAAGACUUAUCCUUGUAUAUAUAAGAUUUUUGUGUAUGAGUUUUGAUUUGGUCUGAUUUUUGGAGAGAAAAAUAGAUUCCAAGACCCUCUCCAGGGGUGCUAGAAAGCCCCUGGAUCCUGCUCCUCCAGGAUGAGUUGGAGCCGGGACUGGCACAGCGUUUCAAAGGAAGUACAGCUUUGACUUCUUUUGGUUUUUCCAAGCAUUUUAAGGCAAUUUCUGACCUUCAAAUGGGAUCUUGAUAGUCUUUUUUUUUUCAUCUAGACUUCUUGAAACAAGUGGAAGAAAAGUUUUGUUUUGCUCCCACCCCCCACCACCUUGUUUUCAUAGAUCCAGCUCCUGAAGGUUGAAGUGAAUCUGACCCCUAGAAGUGUUACCUAUUUUGCUAAGCCCCAGGUGGGAAAGCUACCACAGAAAACCUGGCCCCCGCAAUGGAGACAGUGAGGCAGGAGGUGACACUGAGUCAGGAGGUGACACUGUCUGCUGUUUCCUCUCUUGGCAGCGGCUCUGGCUGAGCAGCUUGCUCUGGAAGUGCCUCUGGCCACUGUCACCAGGAAGGGCAUGACGUCCUUAGAAGAAGGUUGACAGCUUGCCUCUCUCCUCCCUGCCACCUUGUCUCUUCACCCCGGGCCCCACCAGAGCAGAAAUGAGGGAGCCCUCUGUGGAAUCACUCAGUUUUGCAGUCUAGGUGGCAGAGAUUUCGUAUCUGUGUGUAUACGCAAGUACACAGUGUUGUAGGUUAAAACAUAGCAUUUCCUGUAAAUGCAGGAACUUCAGACCCAGUGCAGGAAACAUCAGAUGAUAUCCAAGAAGAAACCUUUCCAGUCCUAGCGAGUAGUGUCCAAAGCCAGGGGCUUAGAAGGCCUGUCCUUAGCAGUGGUGGUUCAGAUUUUCUACUGUCUGACCUUCAGGGCUAUGGGAAUCCCAGUGAGCCAGAUCCAGAGAAUUCUCUCAAAUUAAAAGUUUCCUGCUUUAGAAACAGUGCAAUGUUGAGACAUGGCUUUGUAUGUUUUUAGUCUUUGUUAUAGUUUUAGCAAUCUUGAUAGAUGUUUAAGAGGGGCUGUGUUACUCUCCAGAUGGCAUCUGGUGUGUGUGUGUGUGUGUGUGUGGUUAUUUGUACAAUAAAAUGGAGUAGACUAUGAUUUUCCUAUUGCCAAAAAAAAAAAAAAAAGUGG